GAUUAAUGAAACACAGAACGGUUUAUGCAAAAAUCCGACACAAAUAACACAAUUAAAAAAAAGAAGUAAUCUUGAUGAUUGUUGGCGGGUUUAAUUUUGACAGAAAAUGACAAUGUCUUCCUCUGGAUGACAGCACUUGAUGAUGAUGAUGUCACCAUAUCAAACUCACAUGCAUCUUUCUUCUUUUGGGAAACUUUACCUUUCAAGAAACAACCAAACUCAAUAACUAGUCUUCCAUAGCAUUCAAAGGAGAACACAUACUUAAAUUGGGACGGGGUGAGCUCUCUUUAUGGUAAAAUAGCAAGUUUAAUAUACAAUGGAGUUACAUUAUUGAAAUAAUAUGAUAAUUUGGAUGUAAUUGUUAUUCCUUUAUACCAUUAUAAAUUACGGAGUAAUACAUUAGUACAUAUUAUGUUUAUAGACGGUAGAAGAUGGAAUUUAUUCACAAAACUUAGUCAUACCUGUCACCUUAAACUAACAUUUACAAAACAUUUGCUUUGGAGAUUUAGCUAGGUCUAGUUCCAAAAAUAUUUGACAAAUCUAGCAUUUAGGGGUUGUUUGUUUCAGUCUCUUAAUGGUUCAGAUGUCUGAAUGGUUCAACACUUAAUGGUUCAGACUGUUUGUUUCAGCCUCUUAAUGGUUCAGAAGUCUGAAUGGUUAAGAGAUUUGCUUCUGAAUGGUUAAGUAUUAUACAGAGUCUGAAUGGUUAAUACCUCUUAUCUGAAUUGAUCAGACAUUUGCCUCUGAAUAGUUAAGCAAUAUACUAGCUCUUAAUGGUUCAGACCUCUUACUGGUUCAGCACUUAAUGGUUCAGACCUCUUACUGAUUCAGCACUUACCCAUUCAGAAGUUGCCAAACAGCCCCUUAGCAAACAAGAUUCAUUUACCAAACAUGGUUUAAACUAAUUGUACCUAGAGUGGGAAGAUGAUCCAGGAUCUUCGCUGUCCCGUCUUCAUUAUAAACUUCAACCAAGAAUUUGGAUUGGGAUUCCAACCAAAACACCAGAAAAUCAUGGCGCCCCAGACCCAGAUCCCUCAAGAAUUCCGGCCACCCGUCGGUGAAGCACCGCCCCUCCGACGCAACUUCGUCCACCUUCACGCGCCACUCUCCCUCGCUGCCGCCGCAUCCGACCCUUGAAGAAGGUAGGCUUGCUUUGGCCCAUAUUACGGAGUACUAUUUUAGGUCUUAUCCUCAAUUUGAGAUCUUUAAUAGAGAUGGCAAUAGAGUACUCCCUCUCUCCCAAAUUAUUCGUAAUAUUUUGAACGACGUGCAAAAUAUCAUCUAUUUUAAAAUUAUUAUAUUUUCAAAUUGAUAGAGUAAUAAAAAGUAAAAAUUAUA
This is a messenger RNA of Cuscuta campestris, 1338 nucleotides long. The record is from the annotation of a GenBank genome assembly. Lineage: Eukaryota; Viridiplantae; Streptophyta; Magnoliopsida; Solanales; Convolvulaceae.